This is a messenger RNA of Cyprinodon variegatus (sheepshead minnow), 2008 nucleotides long. RefSeq names its product cannabinoid receptor type 1B-like. The record is from RefSeq and is a predicted model, not a curated record. NCBI's taxonomy places the organism in Eukaryota, Metazoa, Chordata, Actinopteri, Cyprinodontiformes, Cyprinodontidae. Gene Ontology annotation, cellular component: membrane. The transcript is spliced from 2 exons. Bases 235 to 1683 code for a protein of 482 amino acids. Gene Ontology annotation, biological process: G protein-coupled receptor signaling pathway. Gene Ontology annotation, molecular function: cannabinoid receptor activity.
UGCCUCUGCUGUCUGACUGAAAGCUCCAAACGGGAUUAUUUACCUGAGAUUAUCUCCGAAACACAAACUCCUGCUAUAAACAUCUUACUUUUAGGAGUUUGUUUUUUUCCAGGAGUUUUAUUUUCCUUUGCAUGGAUUACUGCGGGAUAUUCGGAGCGAAACGACGAAGAUGUUCUUUCACCUGCGUCUGAUGCUGUUACACAACACGCCUCUUCACUGAGCAUUUCUGCAGCCAUGAAGUUGGCUGCGCACAGGAUGGCAGGCACAGCGAUGAGCACGCUCACCACAGGUGUGCAGUAUCUGGGCUCCAACGACGCCAGCUACGACGACCCCUCCAUCGACUCCGGCCUGGCGAAGAACAGGUUGGGCUUUCAGAAACCUCACCCUGCCUCCGUCUCCAGCUCCUUCCCCGACCUCGUCCUUGGAAACAAGGAUGUCGUUUACACUGCCCUCUUUCCUGUAUUUCCCACCAACAUCUCAGACUUGGUGUUGGGUAACUCCACUGCUGUGGAGAGUGUAGAUGCUUCACAGUGUGCAGAGAACCUUGUGGACAACCUAGAGUGCUUCAUGAUCCUUACCCCUAGUCAGCAGCUUGCAGUUGCCAUCUUAGCGCUCACUCUGGGUACUUUCACUGUGCUGGAGAACUUUGUGGUCCUCUGUGUGAUCCUUCACUCCCAGACUCUUCGAUCCCGUCCUUCUUACCACUUCAUCGGCAGCCUGGCUGUGGCCGAUCUCAUAGGAAGCAUCAUUUUUGUCUACAGCUUCUUGGACUUCCAUGUCCUCCACAGAAAGGACAGCCCAAAUGUUUUCCUGUUCAAGCUGGCUGGAGUCAUUGCCUCCUUCACCGCCUCCGUGGGCAGUCUGUUCCUCACCGCCAUCGACCGCUACAUCUCCAUCCACAGGCCUAUGGCGUACAAGCGCAUCGUCACAAAGACGAAGGCGGUGAUUGCCUUCAGCAUGAUGUGGACCAUCUCUAUUGUCAUCUCGCUGCUGCCGCUGUUGGGCUGGAACUGCAAACGCCUCGGCACGGUCUGCUCUGAUAUUUUCCCUCUGAUUGAUCAGAGGUACCUCACCUUCUGGAUUGGAAUAACAAGCGUCCUGCUGUUGUUCAUCAUCUACGCCUACAUGUUCAUCCUCUGGAAGUCCCACCACCACGCCGUCCGCAUGCUGAGCCGGACCUCCCAGAGGAGCGUGAUCGUCUACACUGCGGACGGCGCCAAGGUUCAGACCGUGAGGCCUGAGCAGGCCAGGAUGGACCUCCGCCUGGCGAAAACCCUGGUCAUGAUCCUGGUGGCCCUCAUCAUCUGCUGGGGCCCGCUCCUAGCCAUCAUGGUGUACGACCUCUUCGGGAAGGUGAACGACUUCAUCAAGACCGUGUUCGCCUUCUGCAGCAUGCUGUGUCUGCUCAACUCCACCGUGAACCCGGUGAUCUACGCCAUGAGGAGCAAGGACCUGCGCAGGGCCUUCCACAACAUCUGCAACAUGUGGCGCGGCGGGUCCCAAACUCUGGACAGCAGCGGAGAGAGCGACUGGAACAGCAGGAGCGUGAGAGCCGCUGCAGCAGCAGCUGCUGCAGCAAGCAGGGCGGGGAAAGGUGGUGGCAGCUGUGAAAAAAUGCAGAAGAAAGCAGCUCAGGUUCGAGUUUCUGGAGGUACAGAGUCUUCUACAGCAGAGCCCGUCUGAAGCCAAGCCUGCUUCUUUAUAACUGUGAAGCUAAUAGUGUUGUAUAGUCUCUGGUCUGCUAGCUUUGUUACUGCAAAUGUGUGCCAAAAACCACUGAUACAAAAUAGAUCAUAGAACUUUAUGUCCUUUUCUUUAAAAAGUGGAUUCUCAUCAUUAAUCAAGAAAGACACAUUUUUAUGUUUCUUUUAUCUUAUAGGAGGAUCUAUUGGUGCUUUGUUGCCUUCGCUCCAGCUUAAAAUGUAGAGAUUAGCUCAGUAUCCUCCUCUGUGUUGUAUUUUUUAUUUAUUUUAUUAUGAGCUAAUGUGAAAAUGUUAUUUAUUUAUUU